Messenger RNA from Zonotrichia albicollis (white-throated sparrow), 1759 nucleotides. Lineage: Eukaryota; Metazoa; Chordata; Aves; Passeriformes; Passerellidae. The record is from RefSeq and is a predicted model, not a curated record.
AUGGCAGGAGAGACACCCUCUUCAGACUGUUCUCCUGUCAUUGACCACAGCCACGUCCCGGAGUUUGAGGUGGCUCUGUGGGUCAAGAUCACCUUGGCCCUGAUCUACAUCUGCAUCUUCAUCGCGGGCCUCUUGGGCAACAGUGUCACCAUCAAAGUCACCAGGAUCCUGCAGAAGAAAGGCUACCUGCAGAAGGAGGUCACCGACCACAUGGUGAGCCUGGCCUGCUCCGACCUGCUGGUCAUCCUGCUGGGCAUGCCCGUGGAAUUCUUCAGUGCCAUCUGGAGCCCCUUCUCCACCCCCAAUGGCAACAUUGCCUGCAAGCUGUACUACUUCCUCUUCGAGGCCUGCAGCUACGCCACGGUGCUGCACGUGGCCACGCUCAGCUUCGAGCGGUACGUGGCCAUCUGCCACCCCUUCAGGUUCAAGGCCGUGUCCGGGCCCCGCACGGUGAAGCUGCUCAUUGCCUUCGUCUGGGGGACAUCUGUCAUUGUGGCUCUGCCCCUGCUCUUUGCCAUGGGCACGGAAUAUCCCCUGGAGACCAUCGAGGGCUACCAGAGAACGAGCUCCUGUGUCAAGCCCACUCCCAGGCACUACAUCCCUGAGCUGAAGCACAACAUGACCAUCUGCACCUGCCUCUCCUCCAGGUGGUCUCUGUUCCAGGCCAGCAUCUUCAGCGCCUUUGCUGUGUACAUCGUCGUGCUGGGCUCUGUCACCUUCAUGUGCCACAGCAUGAUGAAAGCCCUGAUGAUCCACAAGAAGGGCACUGUGGCAGUGAAGGGUGGAGUGAAGCACCAGGAGCAGCACCUGAGGAAAAGUGAGAGUUCAGAGGGCAAGAGCUCCAGGAAACAGAUCACUUUAUUCCUGGGACUGAUCAUCGCCACUCUGGCGGUUUGCUGGAUGCCCAACCAGGUCCGGAGGAUCAUGGCAGCCGCCAAACCCAAGCAGGACUGGACCUACCCCUACUUCCGAGCCUACAUGACCCUCCUUCCCAUCGCCGACAUCUUCUUCUACCUCAGCUCGGUGGUGAACCCGCUGCUGUACAACAUCUCCUCGCAGCAGUUCCGCAGCGUGUUCCUGCAGGUGCUGUGCUGCCGCCUCACGCUGCAGCACGCCAACAGGGAGCGGUUCCUCAGGGCCAACCAGAGCUCCGCGGCGCGCAGCAGCCGCUCCCUGCGCCCGCUGCUCUUCAUGUCCUCCAGGCGCGGCUCUUCCGCCAAGGGCAACGCCAAAGUUUUCCUGAGCACCUUCCAGAAGGAGCCCACGCCCGGCUGCAGCCCACAGGAGAUGGGUUCUGCACCCUCAGAUCCCAGCCUGGAGCCCCUCGAGAGCGGCUCAGAGCCCGCUCAGAAUGGCCUCUGUGAACACCAAGUGUGACCUCAUAAGGCAAAGUUACUGCUUAGCAAUAAGCUUAAAAAGAUGGAAAUUGAAAUGACCCAGGAAAGGGACAACACGGCAAAAGGAAUAACGCGGAUGGGUUUGUUUCCAGUUAUGCAAAGGAACAGGAGUUCUGUGUCCUGCUGGGAUUUUUAAGUGCACACUGGAAAUUCAAUCUGCUAAAUGAACUCAUUAGCUGACAAAAAUAUCAGCCCCUCUUCUCCACACAACCACUGAACUUCCCUUGCUCUUGACAGGGAUUUGGAAACAAACAGAAAAUAAUUGCAGCGUCUUUGAAGAAAGAAGGAUGCGGAACAAAUUGCAUCAGGGAAAAGAAACCAAACCAAACAAACCAGCUUGCUUGAAGUUUAGCAGUACGAAA